AUGAAUAAAAUGAAAAGUACUAAAAUUGAAAACCCAAAAUAUAAAUUAAUGAAAUUGAUUGGAAAGGGGACAUUCGGAAAAGUAUAUUCUGCUAUUGAUAUGUCUACUCAAGAAGCAGUUGCAAUUAAAAGAUCUCCAAAAUGGAGAAAUAAAGUUUCAAGGGAAGUUGAUUUGUUAAAAAAAAUGAAUGGUAGUAAAAAUAUAGUUAAAAUAAAGUCUGUAUUUUACACCACUACCAAAAAAGGAUAUAGAAUUCAGAACAUUGUUUUUAAAUAUAUGACAUAUAGUUUGGGAAGAUAUAUAAGAAUGAAAAAACAAGAAAAACGAGAAAAUAAAUAUGAUAGAAUAAAACCAGAUGACUUAAAAAAUAUUAUUUAUCAAAUAUGUAUAGGGAUAAAAGAUCUACACAAAAAUGACUUUGCCCAUAGAGAUUUAAAACCAGAUAAUAUUUUAAUUGAUUUAGACUCUUCUAAUAUUAAAAUUGAAAUAUGUGAUUUAGGUUCAGCAAAAAAGGUUCAGAAAAAUAUUAUUUCUAUUCCUUAUAUUUGCUCACGUUGGUACAGAGCACCCGAAUUAUUAUGUGGAUCAAUGUUUUAUACGACGGAGGUUGACUUGUGGUCCCUCGGAUGUAUUAUUUUUGAAUUAAUAAAUCUAUGUCCGUUAUUCCCUGGGAAGUUUAAGAAGGAGGAAUAUUCAGAAGAAUGUUCUCAAAUUAUAAAUUUAAUUGAGGUCAUUGGUUCCCCACAAAUGAGUUUUUUUGAAAAUAUUAAAGAUCACACCAGUAAAAAAAAUACAUUACUUAUAAAGGAAUUAUGUGAAUUGGACAUAAAACCCUUAUGCUGGGACAAAAUUCUUGGAAGCAUAUUAGAAAUAGAGGAAAAGGAAUUAAUUAAUAUAAUAGAUGGGCUUUUAAAAUGGAAUCCAAAUGAAAGAUUAAAAAUAGAUGCCGUAUUAAGUAAUCCUUACUUUUCUACGUUAAACAAAUAG
This is a messenger RNA of Plasmodium adleri (nom. inval.), 987 nucleotides long. Its product is annotated as protein kinase, putative. The transcript is spliced from 13 exons. Lineage: Eukaryota; Apicomplexa; Aconoidasida; Haemosporida; Plasmodiidae. The record is from RefSeq and is a predicted model, not a curated record. Bases 1 to 987 code for a protein of 328 amino acids. Gene Ontology annotation, cellular component: cytoplasm. Gene Ontology annotation, molecular function: protein serine/threonine kinase activity; ATP binding. Gene Ontology annotation, biological process: protein phosphorylation; signal transduction.